Molecule: messenger RNA, 707 nt
Organism: Chara braunii
Lineage: Eukaryota; Viridiplantae; Streptophyta; Charophyceae; Charales; Characeae
Source: the annotation of a GenBank genome assembly
UCCGUUCACCCGCCCCCCGGGAGCGCUGCUACUCACCAUGACAAUUGUCGAAACACUUGCUGCAGUUGAUGAGUCGGGUUGUGACGUGGCAGAUUCUGACGUGGCAGCUGCUGAUGUGGCAGUUGCUGAUGUGCCAGGUGCUGAUGUGGCAGCCGAUGAUGUGGCAGAUCUCUGAUGUGGCAGGUGCUGACGUGGUUGCUGCUGCUGUGCCCGCUGCUUAUAUGGCAGGUGCUGAUAUGGAAGCCGGCGAUGGCAGCUGCUGCGGCUGCCAAAGUGGCUUCUGCUCACGUCGAGGUCUCGCUUGGCUGCUGAUGUGGCAGUCGGUUCCUGCUGCGAUCAGUGGACCUGAUGUGGCAGGUGCUACUGCUCAUGUGCCAGGUCCUGCAGCUGCUACCUCUGAUGUGCCAGGUCCUAAAGCUGCUUCAAGUUGCUGACGCAAGAGCUGCUGAUGUGGCAGUUGUUACGGCUGCUGACUUGACUGUCGUCCUCCUGCCGCUCCUUCUGCCGUGCCUGCCAGCCGUCCAUCCGCUGCAGAUUUCGUGUGUCGCCUCUCUCUCUCUCUCUCUCUCUCUCUCUCUGAAAAGCGCACGUGGUCGCCACGUGGCAACAGUGGGGAGGACGACCCCAAGCGGGAGCGAGAGGAGGGGGACCCUGAUCGGGUAGUCCAGUGGGAAGAGGGUGGUGGGGAAUAAAGAUCGGGAAGGAAG